GCUUCCUCCUCUUCUUCUAUUCACUCAAUAAAGCAGGUACCGAGUAAAUUACUCAAAUUAACAAUGGAGCAGACCUUCAUCAUGAUCAAGCCUGAUGGUGUCCAAAGGGGACUGAUUGGUGAGAUCAUUGGCCGAUUUGAGAAGAAAGGCUUCACUCUGAAAGGUUUGAAGUUCAUCAAUGUUGACCGCCCCUUUGCUGAGAAGCACUAUGCUGACCUCUCUGCAAAGCCCUUCUUUUCUUCAUUGGUGGAUUACAUCAUUUCUGGACCUGUUGUUGCUAUGGUCUGGGAGGGAAAGAAUGUAGUGGCUACUGGCAGGAAGAUUAUUGGAGCUACCAACCCUGCUCAGUCUGAGCCUGGUACCAUCCGUGGUGAUUUUGCCAUUGACAUUGGCAGGAAUGUUAUUCAUGGAAGUGAUGCAGUUGAGAGUGCAAGGAAGGAAAUUGCUCUGUGGUUCCCAGAGGGCAUUACCGAGUGGCAGAAAACUGUUCAUCCUUGGAUCUACGAGUAAAUGAUUUGAGGAUAGGUGGCUAAUGUGCUAUUGGGCAGUUUUGACUGUGUUCGGUUUCUUUAGCUUAUUAUGUAUGGUUAAUUUCCUUGGCAGUGGAGUAUUAAACUUAGCAACGAUAAUUUGUACCCUUUUUAUUGGGGAUAUUUGUGGUGUUAUGAGUGCAUUUUUAAGAAGUGCCUGUGCCUUGGUUUCUUCCUGGUUCUCAAGUUAAAUUUUUCUUAAUUUUCAUAGGAAACGAGUCAGGGACUAAUGUCUUGUGCCCGUUUUUACUGCUCUUGAUUGAUGUCUGCUUUAGCUACCGCCUGUUGGGUUUGAUAAUGAUAUACUCCCUCCAUUCCAAAAUAAGUGUUAUCCUACACUUUGCAUAUAGUUUAAGAAACUUUUAAAU
Oldenlandia corymbosa var. corymbosa is the source of this 898-nucleotide messenger RNA. The record is from the annotation of a GenBank genome assembly. NCBI's taxonomy places the organism in Eukaryota, Viridiplantae, Streptophyta, Magnoliopsida, Gentianales, Rubiaceae.